AAGAUCCGCCGAGCGGGUGUGGUGUCCAGUGGGUGGCGUUCGAAACAAAAAAAGGUACCUGCAUGGGGUGCGCUACCGGCAACGGCCCCUCCCACCCAAUCGACUCUAGACGAACCGGCAGCUGGGAAACAUAAAAGUCAUCCAACUCCCCCUCAACACCUCAUCUCUGUUUCUUGACGAUCACGGCACUCCCUUACACGUCUUUCCUCUCUCUCUCUCUCUCUUCGACCUUAAGUCACCCACCCCGUCAAGGGAUUUCAAAAACACCCUUCUCUGCAUUCCAGUCCUGCUCGGCUCUUCAGCCAUUGUCUCAGCGUAUUCCUAGCCCGGUGCUUGACUACGACCUGCCUGACCUUUCGUCUUGACUCAGACGAGCCAUUCACCCACCAACCUGAUUAGCCACUCGACGGAACGGCACGACCUUAUUCAUUCCUUCCUAUUGUUCACUUGCGUCAAUAGCAUAGAGCAGUGCUCAUCUAUCGACCCGGCAACAAGCAAACAAACUCUCUCUCUCAAAAACCACUCGACAACAACUAGACUUCGACUUUACGGUCCACCACACUCCCUCAACAACGAGAAAGGAAAGAACAACUAGAUCUACCAUCAAUCACCAUGAUGUACAACACCUUCACCACCGGUCUCGUGGCUACCCUGCUUGCAGGUGCUCAGAUCGCCUCCGCCCACAUCGAAAUGUCCUAUCCUCCCCCCUUCAGGUCCAAGUUCAACCCCAACGCCGACCCCGGCAAGAUCGACUACUCCAUGACGGCUCCCCUCAAGGAUACCGGCGCCGACUAUCCUUGCAAGGGCUACCAGGUCGACUUUGGCACUCCUUCCGGCAAGAGCACCGCUACCUUUGUCCCUGGCCAGACCUACAACAUGACCACUGCCGGCACUGCCACCCACGGCGGCGGUUCUUGCCAGCUCUCUCUCAGCUACGACAAGGGCGCUACCUUCACCGUCAUCGAGUCCUACAUUGGUGACUGCCCUCUUGCUGGCAAGUACGACUUCACCAUCCCUGCCGAUGCUCAGUCCGGCGACGCCAUCUUUGCUUGGACCUGGCACAACAGAAUCGGCAACCGCGAGAUGUACAUGAACUGUGCCCCCGUCACCAUCGCUGCUAACAACAAGCGUGACGUUGCUGGUGCCGCCUUCUCCACUCGCCCUCAGAUCUUUGUCGCCAAUGUCGGUAACGGCUGCAAGACCGACGAGAACUUUGACGUCCAGUACCCCCAGCCCGGCCCUAAUGUUGUGAAGGCUUCGGAUGCUCCCGUCAAGGGCCCUGAGGGCAGCUGCGGUGCCUCUGCUGCUCCUGCCGGUGGCUCUGACUCCGGCUCCGGCUCCGGCUCCGGCUCCGGCUCUGGCUCUGGCUCUGGCUCUGGCUCUGGUGCCUCCAGCUCCAGCUCUGUCGCUGCUGCUCCCGUCACCACCAGUGCUGCCGCUCAGACCAGCGCUGCUGCUGGCGGUAACCCCGGCGGUAUCUUCAUCACUGCUCCCUCCGACGGUUCCAACCAGGGCGGCAUCUUCCUCCCCUCUGCCACCGACAUUGUCAACGCCCCUAGCUCCAGCGCCGCCGCUGUCGUGAGCUCCGCCUCUGUCUCCGUUCCCGCUGUCGCCACCUCUGCUCCUGCCGUCGCUACCACCCAGGCUCCCGUUCAGACCACCCUCCAGAGCAUCGCCAAGCCCAGCACCACCGUCGUCAGUGCUCCCGCUCCUAUUGCGACCGGCACCGCUCCCGGCAAUGGCACUGGCUCUGGUUCUGGCUCCGGCUCUACUGCUGGCGCCUACGCUGUUGGCACCGCCUGCACCACCGAGGGCGCCUGGAACUGCAUCGGCGGCUCCUCCUUCCAGCGCUGCGCCAGCGGCGCCUGGUCCGCCGUCACGCAGAUGGCUGCCGGCACUAGCUGCUCCGCCGGCGAGAGCGCCCAGCUCAAGAUGAUCGCCAAGAAGCACCUUGGUCGUUACCAGAGGCGUCAUGGGUAUGCUCACCUCUCCAACUAAGAAGUCAACAUUGUAAAGGAGGGGACAGCACAGCGUCAUAUGAUACCCCGCAUGUAAAGCACCUAUCUUCCGUUUGUUUUGUCUUUUUACCUUGAAACAUUCAGGCUUUGGUCAGCUAGCUGGCUUUUUUUUUUCACUUUUGCCGAUCUUUGAUCGAUUUCAAACUUCACUUCGCACAUUCUUUUUUCGCCGCAAGUUUAUAUAACCCGUGCUACACCUGGCAAGUUGUACUUGGAUAGGUCGUACACUUUUUUCAAAUCCCAACUUCUUUCUGAAUAUUUCAAGAUCCAAAGACAUCGAACGAACAAACAAACAAACAAACAACGGAGAUUUGGGGCGUGUGUGCUGAGAGGAGGCAGUAGGUUGACUAGAGACAAGCAAAGACAGCAUUUCAUGACAAGGCGUUUUUCAAAUUUUCACGUUAUGAUGACAAAAGUGGGAGGCACAGCUGGCUUGUUGAUGACCAUACAAGGAAUACCAUGGGAGGAAGAAGGAACUCGGAUAGGAAUUUGGCUGGGCGGGACAAAUGGAUUCACUCGUUUCGCUGUACAUAGACUAGGAUUGGUAACAGAAAAAAACAUGCAAUUACUGCAUUCGUUCAUCUUACAAGAACCAAACUCUGUGCUGCUCCUCAUUGGUGAAUUUCAAGAAAUGAG
This is a messenger RNA of Neurospora crassa OR74A, 2654 nucleotides long. Its product is annotated as endoglucanase. NCBI's taxonomy places the organism in Eukaryota, Fungi, Ascomycota, Sordariomycetes, Sordariales, Sordariaceae. The transcript has a single exon. The coding region runs from base 613 to 1998 and encodes 461 amino acids. The record is from RefSeq and is a predicted model, not a curated record.